Messenger RNA from Phlebotomus argentipes, 1297 nucleotides. RefSeq names its product NADH dehydrogenase [ubiquinone] 1 alpha subcomplex subunit 10, mitochondrial (gene ND-42). The transcript is spliced from 4 exons. The record is from RefSeq and is a predicted model, not a curated record. Gene Ontology annotation, biological process: mitochondrial electron transport, NADH to ubiquinone. Gene Ontology annotation, cellular component: cytoplasm. The coding region runs from base 71 to 1234 and encodes 387 amino acids. NCBI's taxonomy places the organism in Eukaryota, Metazoa, Arthropoda, Insecta, Diptera, Psychodidae.
UCUGGAAGUCUUCCUUUUGGGUUCCGAUAUUCGGUUUCUCUCAGUGCUGUGUCAAAAUCUGUGAGAAGAAAUGGCAGGAGUACUGCGAAUUAGUGUUGGGCGCUUCCUCCCGAGCGCCGCGAGGCCGGCGGCCGUGCCGUGUGUGCAGCAGAAGUGUGGCAUUUCCGGCAAGACGAUCAGAGGGUCGCAGAAGCUGGUGAAACCACCCCCUUAUCCGUACAAAACGAAGCGCUACGGCUUCUUCCAGGCGCUCUUCGACCACACCACCAAGCGUCUCGACGACAACUCGAAGAUCAUUGUGGUGGAGGGACCGUUGGCGGCCGGGAAGAGCAAGUUCGCGAAGGAGCUGGCGGACGAGCUGGAGAUGCACUACAUACCGGCGGCGCACAUAGACGCUCUGCUGAUAAACCCCUACGGCCAGGACUUCCGCUCGCUGGACGACAAGCUGCCGCUGAGCGUCCAGUCGUACGACGAGAAGAAGUUCUGCCAGACGCCGAAGCACCUCAACACCGCCGGCUACCAAAUCGACAUGUACUACAUCCGCUUCUGGCAGUACGUGGAGGCGCUGCAGCACGUGCUGAACACCGGCCAGGGCGUCGUGCUGGACCGCUGCGUGUACUCCGACAUGGUGUUCAUCGAGGCGAUGGCCAAGAACAACUACGUGUCGCGCGGCGCGCGUUCUGUGUACUAUGACGUGCGCAAGAACACCAUCGGUGAGCUGAUGCAGCCGCACCUGGUGAUCUACCUGGACGUGUCGGUGGAGCAGACGAAGAAGAACAUCCAGAAGCGCGGCCACGCGCACGAGCAGAACGCGCCGGCGCUCACGGAUCAGUAUCUGCGCGACAUGGAGUCGUUCUACAAGCAGCUGUACCUCAAGGACAUCAGCAUGCACGCCGAGCUGCUGGUGUACGACUGGAACGAGGGCGGCGAGACGGAGGUGGUGGCCGAGGACAUCGAGCGGAUCGACUUCGACCGCUUCGACCAGCACGACCCGAAGAUGAAGGACUGGCGGCUGCAGCUGGAGUGGGACUGGAACGAGGUGAGGAUGGGCUACAGCGUCCAGCGGCACAUCCUCGAGGCGCUCUUCAACGUGCCCCGGACGGACGUGCCGGAGCUCCUCGUCAACGCCGAAGACGCGGACGCGCUGCGCCUGCUGCAGAACGAGACGCCUGGCAUGAUCUACGCCAAGGGAUACAACAAGGAGAAGGACGGCAACCUUAUGUGGAAGUUGUAAAUUGGGCGGAAUUGUAGCAAAGGCAAUAAAUUAUCUAAAUAAACAUUGUUCCUCUCUUUGUGA